CUAUAGUAUAGAAUUUCCAAAACCCUAGCUAGAGUCUCUCUUCUCUCUUUAUUGCUUCUCCAUGGGCGAGUCUAUGAUUAACUCGCUCUUCUCUUUUUUCUCCUCCAUGUGCGAUCUUCCUGCCAAGAAAACUGUCUCUGAGUCUGAGCAGAAGGCUCGUCGUGAGUGGGUUGAAAUACGACUUGCUGCGGCUCAUAUUAUAGAGAAGAAAGUUCGUGCCGAGAAGACUCUUGCUAAGGAGGAUGACUUAUCUGACAAGUCUUCUUCAGAUGAUUCUGUAAAGGCCAAGGCAAAGAGUAGUUCGAAGGAACCUGAUAUAUCAUCAGAAGAUGAUUCUGAGGAUGAGGAGAGUGAAGAAGAUGAAAAACAUACUAAAACAGAUACUAAAAAGGAGAGCACUAGUAGUGAUGAAUGGAUUAUGAUGGAUUCUGAUAAUGUUGUAUAGGUCGCUAGGUUGACUAAAUCUAUUAGUCUAAUCAGUUUGGGAUUUAAGUUGCAUGUUAGGCUGUAUUUUUAUGAUAUAACGAAUAAUUAAUGACCUUUUUA
This is a messenger RNA of Arabidopsis arenosa, 546 nucleotides long. Lineage: Eukaryota; Viridiplantae; Streptophyta; Magnoliopsida; Brassicales; Brassicaceae. The record is from the annotation of a GenBank genome assembly.